AUGGCCACUGGAGAAGACGCCCCCCGAGACGGGACGGCAGCGGCAGUCUCCGGCAACGACGCGUCCGAGACUCGUCCUGUACAGCAAGACACUGCAGCUGCGCAAGUAAAAGAUGCGCUGGCCGUGCUCUUUGCUUUCAGACUCGUCAAUGCCCUUUGUGUUCGAACCUACUUUCAACCAGACGAGUAUUUUCAAGCCCUUGAACCGGCAUGGCAACUUGUGUUUGGGCCAGACAGUGGCGCUUGGAUGACCUGGGAAUGGGAAUAUCGACUACGCUCGUCACUACACCCCGGCAUCUUUGCCCUUGGAUAUGGCGCUGUUGCAAACUAUCUGUCGACGAUUUCUUUGCCUGGCCAUUAUAGGGCCUUUGCUCUGCUGGCAGCCCCAAAGGUUGUACAGGCUGGACUGGCUGCACUGACGGAUUGGUUCGCAUGGAGACUUGCUGAAAAGUUGUUUGGGCGCAAUACCGCCACGGCCUGGUCUGUGCUGCUCAUGAGUGUUGCAAAUCCAUGGCAAUGGUACUGCUCGACGCGGACUUUUUCAAAUUGUCUAGAAGCCACUCUGACUAUUGCUGCCCUUCACUACUUUCCUUGGGACUUGCUUGGUCUUGUGAAAUCUGGCAAGGAUGAAGCUCAAGCAGCAGAAGUAUUCCAGAAAUCGGGCUCCGUGAAUAGCCUUCGACUCUCUAUAGUAUUUGCUGCCUUUGCCAUUCUGCUGCGCCCUACCAAUGCUCUCAUUUGGGCUGCCAUUGGCACUCUUGCCAUGACGAGGCUGACCAUGGAUGGCGACUCGCCCUUUACUUUCAAGACGGGUUUGGUCCUGAUACGGGAAUCCCUCUUGUGUGGAUCAUUUGCUCUCGGCCUGUCCCUGCUGGCAGAUGCGCAAUAUUUUGGUGAAUGGACAUUUCCACCACUGAAUUGGCUCAACUUUAAUAUCGCGCAGUCUCUGGCAAUCUUUUAUGGCCAGAAUGAUUGGCACUACUACCUGUCCCAGGGAAUCACCUUGUCGUGUACCACGGUGAGCCCUUUUGCCGUCAUGGGAUUGCUGUCUUUUCGAGAAAACGCGACCGCCUCACUUGCAGCCAAGAAUGCCUUCAAGGCUUUGGCUUUUGCGGUUCUCAUUACCAUCUUAACGCUGUCCUUUAUCGUCCACAAAGAGGUUCGCUUCAUAUAUCCUCUGCUACCCAUACUGCACAUUCUUGCUGGCCCCUACAUUUCAUCCUUUUUCAUUGUACCGCAGGCAGAUGGUAUCCCCACGUCGCGCGGUGCAGUGGGUAUCCAACGCAAGCCACUUGUCGUGGUCGGGCUCUUGGUCAAUAUCGUGAUUGCAGCAUACCUGUCGUACUUUCAUUCUGCUGGGCCGAUACUGGUCAUGGAUCAGCUCCGUGCAGAUUUCCAGAGAAUCCACCCAAAAAACUUGACAAUGCCCAUGCCUUUUGUCUACGCCAAUGAGACUGCCGAACCACUUGAGCUCUUUGCACUCUUCCUGACACCUUGUCAUGCCACGCCAUGGCGCUCACAUCUCGUCUACCCGGCCUUGAGGGCGCGCGCUCUGACUUGCGACCCCCCACUUCAUACCGCACCUGGAUCAGCGGAAAGGGAGGCCUAUGUCCCAGAAGACCGUCGCUUUGAUGAUGACAAGGUCGGUUUCCUUGCCAACGAGCUGUGGCCUGUCAAUGGGAAAAAGCAAGAACUUCCGAGGUACAUUGUUGGAUAUGAAGGCAUCGAGCCUGCAUUGCAGGAGUAUUUUGGUGCCAAUGGACCGGGUAGCGACAAGGGUGUCGUGUUGAAGCAGACUUGGAGCGCGUGGAACGGAUUGUUUACCGAUGAUGAUAGAAAGAGCGGAGAGCUGAGGAUCUGGGAUACUGGACUCUAUAGUGAAGCCUGA
Pestalotiopsis fici W106-1 is the source of this 1887-nucleotide messenger RNA. RefSeq lists its product as uncharacterized. The transcript has 5 exons. Gene Ontology annotation, molecular function: alpha-1,2-mannosyltransferase activity. Gene Ontology annotation, biological process: GPI anchor biosynthetic process. Gene Ontology annotation, cellular component: endoplasmic reticulum membrane. The coding region runs from base 1 to 1887 and encodes 628 amino acids. The record is from RefSeq and is a predicted model, not a curated record. Lineage: Eukaryota; Fungi; Ascomycota; Sordariomycetes; Amphisphaeriales; Sporocadaceae.